This is a messenger RNA of Aspergillus nidulans FGSC A4, 1002 nucleotides long. RefSeq names its product RNA recognition motif domain-containing protein. Lineage: Eukaryota; Fungi; Ascomycota; Eurotiomycetes; Eurotiales; Aspergillaceae. The transcript has 5 exons. Gene Ontology annotation, molecular function: nucleic acid binding; RNA binding. The record is from RefSeq and is a predicted model, not a curated record. Bases 79 to 1002 code for a protein of 307 amino acids.
CCGGCAACAAUAUCGCAGCUUUGUUCUAGUUGCUCAACGGAUCGCCCCUUCAAGUCAAUCAUCUCAAAAUCCAUCGUCAUGUCUGCCGAAUACGAGCACGAAAACGGCCGUUAUGAUGACGAGCCACGCUUCGCUCGCGACCGCAGCGCCUCUCCCCGUGAUGAGCCGCGAGCCGAUCGUGCCCGUAGCCGUUCUCCAAACGGUCGCCUUGACGAGCGUGGUCCCAUUGAUCCCCGCAAGCAGCUUGAUGAUGACGAGGGUGCUGUCAACACUGGCUCUAACCUCUUCGUCACCGGAAUCCACCCACGUCUGACUGAGUCCGACAUCUCACGUCUGUUCGAAAAAUACGGAGAUGUUGAGAGCUGCUCGAUCAUGGUCGACCCUCAUACUAAGGAGUCCCGAGGCUUUGGCUUCGUCAACAUGGUGACUGCUGAGCAGGCAGAUGCAGCCAAGGAGGGCUUGCAAGGUGAGGUUAUUGAAGGCCGCACUCUAAGCAUUGAAAAGGCUCGUCGUAGCCGUCCUAGAACCCCGACUCCCGGUAAAUACUUUGGACCUCCCAAGCGUGAGUUUGGUGGACGCCGAGGUGGCCGUGGCGACCGCUACGAUGACCGACGUGGCGGCUACGGAGGCGGAAACUGGCGCCGUGGUGGUGAUGACUACCGCGGCUACGGCCGCUACGACUCCUACAGCGACCGUCGCGACUACGGCGGCCGCGAUUACCGUGAUUAUGGCCGUCGCGACUACCGUGACGACUAUGCAGGCGGCCCUGGUGGCAGUGGCAGUGGUGGAUACCGCGGUGGAGCUGACCGCUACGCCUCCGGUGGCCGUGAGGAACGGUACGGUCGUGAUGAACGCCGCGAUGAUCGUCGUGACGAACGCCGUGGUUACUAUGACCGUGAUGCUAACCCUCCUAGUUACGGACAUGGUGCUCCUUCACGCGACCCUUACCCCGGCCGUUCUUAUGAACCUCGUGGUGGGGAAGAUCGGUACGCCGGAAGGUAG